Terrapene triunguis (Three-toed box turtle) is the source of this 2780-nucleotide messenger RNA. RefSeq names its product histone H4 transcription factor-like. Gene Ontology annotation, biological process: anatomical structure development; regulation of transcription by RNA polymerase II. The record is from RefSeq and is a predicted model, not a curated record. The transcript is spliced from 10 exons. Lineage: Eukaryota; Metazoa; Chordata; Testudines; Emydidae. Gene Ontology annotation, molecular function: RNA polymerase II cis-regulatory region sequence-specific DNA binding; DNA-binding transcription factor activity, RNA polymerase II-specific. Bases 488 to 1981 code for a protein of 497 amino acids.
AGAGCGGGGGGUUGGGAGCAGUGACGGGCAAAGGGGCAUAUUUGGACCGUUGUAAUUCAAAUGCAUUGAGCCGUUCCCGCAGCCGGCACCGCGGCAGCUCUGACGCAGCCCUCCGGAAAUGCCGGCCCCGGUCCCGCAGUCCUUUCCAGAGAGUCGGUCUGGCUCUGCCCAGCCUUGUUCCCAGGGGACAGUCUGCCCCGCCCCCUUGGCAGCGGGCUGGCCCCUUUUGGGUGCAGAUAGGGCGCAAUUAAAACAAUAACGAACUUUUUUUGUUAAUUAUUCCAAAUUUGGGUAACUUAUUAAUUCAUUUGAAAAUGAACGAUGACCUGGGCGGGGGGGAUUCAGGACCACCACUGCGUUCUGCGCCACAGGUCAGGGAGUCAGUGACACCGACCGGUACGAUCCGGUGUAACCGCUGAGAUGGCACCGUUACCAUUUGUUAGAGGCGCCUUCCCAGCCCGGUGUAACGUUUUCAGGAUUUUAAGUAAUGGCCCCUGGAAACAAAUUCAAGAACUCUGAACUGAUAUUACUGUGUGAAUGGGAAGAAUGCCUUUUUGUAGGAAAAUGUAUGGAGGAAUUUUGUGACCACAUUGCAGAACACUUGAAAGAGUAUCGACAACAUCCUCUGGAAAGAACAGAGCAGUACCAUUGUUGGUGGAGAAAUUGUGAAUUUUUGGCUACAGGUCCCAGGGAGCUGGUAACCCAUGUAAAUUUUCAUAGUUACCACACCAAGUUGAAAUUCUUAGGCUCUCAGUUAAGGGCAUCACACCAAGAUUGGCCAGCAUGUUCCCAGAACAGCCAUAACCAGAAUCAGAUACCAAGGAUUUCAGAGAUGUAUGUUUGCCAAUGGGAGAAUUGUGAUGUUACCUACAACAACCCAGAAUGGUUUUAUCGGCAUGUUGCCAUGCAUGCAUACUCUACUAAGAAAGAAAACAUUUCAAGUAACAAGAAAGCUAUUUGUUGUUGUCACUGGAAAGAUUGUUCAGGAACAUUUAAAGGAAAGCACAAGCUAUGGGAUCACUUAAGAACCCACACUCAAGAAAGAGUGGUGGCCUGUCCCUCUUGUGGAGCGAUGUUCUCCAAUAAUACCAAGUUUUUUGAUCAUGCCAAGCGACAGGUUUCAGAGGAUCAACAAGUAUUUGUUUGUCAGAAUUGUGACAAACACUUUGCCAAUGAGAGGUUACUACGGGACUAUAUGAGAGGACAUGUUACCCAUGUUACAUGUCCAUUUUGUGAUACGGUAUGUACAAGUGUCUCCUCUCUGAAAGCGCACAUCAGAUUCCGACACUGUGAUGAACGCCCUUUCCACUGUGAUCUCUGUGAGAGUAGUUUUAAGAAUGCUUAUGAUCUUCAUAAACAUGUUGAAACACACGAUUCAAAUGCCUACAGCUGUGAUGUAGAAGGAUGUGUUUUUACUUCACGGACUUCACAGAUCUUGAGACAGCAUUACAAGAGAGCACAUAUGAAUAAUGGCAAUCUAAAAUAUAAAUGUCACAUCUGUCAGAAAUGUUAUUCCUGGUGUUACACAUUGACUCUGCAUCUUCGCAAAGCGCACAAACUCAGCUGUCAUUCUCGCUUCAGAUACAAAGAAGAUGAUGAUGGGUACUUGAGGCUGAAUUUAGCAGUUUAUAAUGGUGUCAUGGGUUUAGAUCAGGGUCUUGAGAACAAGAUGGCACCAAAGAAGUCUUCAGUAGUUCAAAACAGUACUGGAAAAGACAGCUAUGCCUCUUGCAAAAGAAGCCAUUCAUCAGUGGAACUACAUACCACAAGAUGUCAGAGAUGGUCACAAACUACUGCAGAAAAGGUUAUGGUAGAAUCAGAGACCUCCAUAAUGGAGCCAAUGUAUUUUGAACUUCAAACUACACCACAGUCAUUUGAAAACUCUGCUUCUCCCUCUGAACUUGAUGAAGCAAUGACAUUGAAUACAAAGGAAAAAUUAAUAGAAAUUGCAAUGGGCUUGGGAAUUCAGGUUGCUGUUUAAGAAAAAUGCAUUUUCUUGGAUUUUACCUUGGGACCUAUUUAGUACUCCUGGAAGAGUUCAUUAUUUUAACUAAAUAUGAAAUUUACAAAGAGUCUGCAUUGUUUUCACUUGUCAAAUUUUGUAUGUAACAUUGUGUAUAUAUUUGUUAAAUAUACUAAAUUAUUUUAUCUGAAUAAAUGAUAGUACACCAGAAAGGUUUUGCUAUAUAUUCAAUAUGCGAUACUUAGAUGACUAACUCAUCUGACAAGAAGGUAUUGGAUUUCAUUAAUCUGUGUGCUCUUCUAGUCUGUCUAUACAAAAGAAACAAAGCUAUCCCUCAGAGGCAAAAUUCUGAGCCAGUACACUAGACAAAGAGUUUGAUCUGGUAGAUUAUGCAUUGCUAUUUUUUUAUUAGAUAAACGUUUAUUUUUCAUAAUGCAUCUGGUCUACAAUAUUUCUAACAAGUGUCUUUGCCUUUAGUUAGUGAUGUUCAGUAUAUUUCAGAUAUAUGCUAGAGUAAUUUUAAGUGUCUUUCAAGUAGUUUACUUUGGCUUUAAGCUAUGAUGUGUUUUGUAAAUUAAUAUAAUUUUAAAACCUUUUUCAUUGUUUAAAGGUGAUUACAAUUCAAGAAUUUGUUUGCAUUCAUAGAAUAGUGAAAAGGAUGUUCAGAGAACUGACCUUGGUUUCAGAUAGCACUCAUUAUAAUUGAGAGAUUACAAAGUAUUUCAAAAUAAUCAUUUGGGCACUAGAAGUGGUGACUGUAGUUUUCAGAAAUAAUUCUAUGCAGCCAUGGUUAUUAGAACCUGUUAAAUAAAAAAUG